Molecule: messenger RNA, 255 nt
Organism: Rotaria sordida
Lineage: Eukaryota; Metazoa; Rotifera; Eurotatoria; Philodinida; Philodinidae
Source: the annotation of a GenBank genome assembly
AUGUUUCAAUCAAAUUUUGCACUUUAUCAACAUCAGUCUCAUCGGUUCUAUGGAUAUACUGGUAUUGGAUCGUACUAUAUAUCACAUUCCAUGUAUACUGUAUCGAUUGAUCAAAUCGGUACAAAUAAAACAAUUCAACAGUAUACAUUGCGUCCUUUCCAAUUGAAUGUAAGUGUUGCUGAAUAUAUCGGUGUUGGUUUUGGUAAAACAACAAGUGGUAGUCCAUAUCAACUGAUGUCAAUCAUGCAUAUUUAG